AUGUUCCACAUCAAAUCUGGCCAGCAAUCUCUUGUUUACACGGGUGACUAUAACAUGACACCAGAUCGACAUUUAGGAGCUGCUUGGAUUGACAAGUGUCGUCCUGACCUACUGAUUACAGAAUCAACAUAUGCAACAACAAUUCGGGAUUCUAAGCGUUGCCGUGAAAGAGAUUUUCUUAAAAAAGUCCACAGUUGUGUAGAAAAAGGAGGAAAAGUGUUGAUACCUGUGUUUGCACUUGGCAGAGCCCAGGAAUUAUGCAUUUUGUUGGAAACAUACUGGGAACGCAUGAAUUUAAAGGCUCCCAUUUAUUUCUCCCUUGGACUGACAGAAAAGGCAAAUCAUUACUACAAAUUGUUUAUCACAUGGACAAGUCAGAAGAUUAAGAAAACUUUUGUUCAAAGGAAUAUGUUUGAAUUCAAACAUAUAAAACCAUUUGAUCGAUCUUAUAUUGAUAAUCCAGGUCCAAUGGUUGUAUUUGCAACUCCAGGAAUGUUGCACGCUGGUCUCUCUCUACAAAUCUUCAGAAAAUGGGCACCAAAUGAAAACAAUAUGCUUAUCAUGCCUGGUUAUUGUGUGGCGGGAACAAUUGGUCAUAAAGUUCUUGGAGGCAUCAAAAGAUUAGAAUUCGAUAAACAAGUGUUGGAGGUGAAGCUACAGGUGAGAUACAUGUCAUUCAGUGCUCAUGCAGAUGCAAAAGGUAUCAUGCAACUGGUGUCUCAGUGUGAACCUUGUAAUGUCAUGUUGGUGCAUGGGGAAGCUGCCAAAAUGGAUUUCCUCAAGCAGAAAAUUCAACAAGAAUUUGGCAUUGAUUGUUUCAAACCAGCCAAUGGUGAAACAGCCAUCAUACGAACCAUUCACAAUGUUCCACUUGAUGUUUCUGUCACUCUUCUCAAGAGAGAAGCUUCUCUAUCUGGCUUAUCAAUUCCUGACCCUAAACGUCCUCGAAUUUUGAAUGGAGCUCUUGUCAUAAAAUCCAAUAAAACCCAACUUGUGGAUCCAGUUGAAGCCAUGAGUGAUUUGGGUCUAAGGCAACAUCAGCUUCGUUUUACAUCAACCAUCUCCCUGGAUGAUGAAGGCCCUGUAGCAGAUACAGCAGACCGACUUUACCAAAAGAUUAAAAGUAAACUCAAGGAUUAUCCCAUCCAUUAUUCUUCUGAUGGUUCUAUUACCAUCUCUGAUACUGUUCUAGUUCGUGUCUCUGGGGAUGAAGAAACAAAAGACAUUGCAGUUUCUUGGUUGCACCAGGAUGAAGAAUUGGGGAGUUUUUUGCUAAACCUUCUUAGCAAUGGCUUAGAGACAUAA
Acanthosepion pharaonis is the source of this 1305-nucleotide messenger RNA. Lineage: Eukaryota; Metazoa; Mollusca; Cephalopoda; Sepiida; Sepiidae. The record is from the annotation of a GenBank genome assembly.